This is a messenger RNA of Xiphophorus couchianus (Monterrey platyfish), 2197 nucleotides long. RefSeq names its product dual specificity protein phosphatase 26-like. The transcript is spliced from 3 exons. NCBI's taxonomy places the organism in Eukaryota, Metazoa, Chordata, Actinopteri, Cyprinodontiformes, Poeciliidae. Gene Ontology annotation, molecular function: MAP kinase phosphatase activity; protein tyrosine/serine/threonine phosphatase activity. Bases 540 to 1127 code for a protein of 195 amino acids. The record is from RefSeq and is a predicted model, not a curated record. Gene Ontology annotation, biological process: negative regulation of MAPK cascade; protein dephosphorylation. Gene Ontology annotation, cellular component: cytoplasm.
GUUUUGUAUUGACUUUUAUUACAGUUAAACAUCUUCUAUGAGCUACAUUUAUUUUUCUCGUUCCUGGAAGGAAUUAUUCAGUCUGAUAUAAAAAGAAAAGAAUUGAUAUAAAAAGAAAAGAAUUGUCCUCCUUCCAUCAAGUGGAAACUUGCCCUGGGGCAUCACUCUUCUAGCCAGCUUUCACAUCUUUAAAUAGGCUGCUAUUUUAAUUCAAAAGCAUAACGUGCAGCCCUGAAGGCUUGAAGGCAUGCAGCCCAGAUUUAAUGCAAGGGUCAAAUGUCCUGACAACACUCGAACAUACGGGGUCGUGGUGAGUAAAUCAGAGAAGACUAACGUCACCUGUGGUAUUCACUCUGUUGUGUUUGACACACAGGCUGCUGAGGAUUUCCAUGGAUUAUGUUGUUAAAUAUCAGUGAUAUUAAGCUUUUGUGAUGUUUUUUUUUUUUUUUUCAGUCAGUUCAAUUAAGUUGUUUAUAAACAGAUAAAAAGGGUCAUUUUUCCACAUCUGAAGUCCAGGCGUCUUGUGAAAGGAAGAAGCAAUGUCUUACUCAUCCAAGCUUCCCGCUUCCUGGAAUGAUGAACGACCACGUCGGAAAGUGGAAAUCGAUCUGAGCUCGCCUGGUUUGGCAGUGUUUGAGUUGGAAAGACUGCUGUUCACAGGCAAAGCCAUCAUUAGCCAUGCAGAUGAGGUGUGGCCGAGGCUUUACAUCGGGGACCAACACGGCGCAGAAAACCUUGCGGAUCUGUCCAGGCAUCGCAUCACUCACGUCCUGAAUGCAGCUCACAGCAAACGAAGGGGGCAACCAACCACAUACGAGCAAAUGAAGAUCACCUACAUGGGCAUCGAGGCACACGACUCCUGCAACUACGACAUGAACAUCAACUUUCAGGCCGCAGCAGACUUCAUCCACAGAGGACUAAGCACAGGAGGGAAAGUUCUGGUGCAUUGUCAUGUGGGAGUCAGUCGCUCUGCCACCCUGGUGCUGGCUUACCUGAUGCUGAAGCAGAAGCUCUCUCUUGUGGAGGCUAUUUGUGCUGUGAAAGACAAUCGGGGUGUGAUCCCAAACAGAGGUUUCCUCCGACAGCUCAUUAAACUGGACAGGCAGCUCUUUGGCAAACAUCAUUAAACCACGAGAAACCACAAUCUCAAGAAUGUUCACAUCUGAAAUCAGUUCAUUUCUUCUGGUCUGGACUUAAUGUGUGCAAGGACGUGAUCCUAAAAACUUUUUUGUCUUUUUUGUUGUUUAUAGUUUGACGUCUUAGAAUGUAAAAAUGAAUUUAUUUCCCGACUUACAGACAUCCAAAACUCUCUAAAAUCCCAAUGUGAAAACUCAUGAAGGUUUUUAAGUAAUAUGUAACAAUCCACUUCUGUUACAUAAAGACACAGUUGAUAUUUGAUCAGAAGGUGAGCGUGUUAGCUGAUAUAGUCUCUAAAUAUUUUCUGGAAUGCAUUUAUACUAUUUGUACCUAUUUUAGAAAUGGAUACAAGUAGUAGCUAUUUCUAAAAAAGGGGAAACUCCUUGUAUGCCAAUAUAUUAUCUUCAAAUUAAAAGAAAAUUUGCUGUACUUCAAGAGCUGCAAAAAUGUAGCCUUUGUGGCUGAAUUUUACCUGUUUACUAAAACAGGUAAACAAUUUGUUUGUUUGGUCUCCAAACAAACAAAUUCAGUUAAUUUGUCCAACAUUAAAACCGUUUUUAUUCAUAAAACCUGCACUGAAUAUUCUUGUUGUGAGAGAGGGAGGAGCUCAGAGAGCGAUUUGAGGCAACUUAGGAUAGAUGUCUAGUAGAUGAGUGAUAAGAAAAAUUCUAUAGUUUUUUUAAUGGAAUUAAAUUGUAAUAUAUUUGUAAACCUAAUGAAUAAGCAUAGUAGUUGCUACAGUGAUGUAUUAGACUGGUUUUGAAGACUUACCCACUGAUAAAAUAUGAGCAUCAGUAGGCAGGAAAAACAGCUGCAGCCCUCAUUAGCACACCUGAGACAGGUUGUCUACUUUAAAGUGCAAAUCUGUGCAGGGAACUAGCUCAGUGGGUGUCUGUGGGUUAACUGGGUGCUGAUGGGUUCUUCAAAGGCUUCAGGGGCAGAAAGUGUAAGUACUGAUUUUGAGAUCUAUACUAUGUGAAAAGACAAAAUCUUUCAUGUGAAAAAAGUUGUAGUAAAGAGGUUGUGUAUGGUAGUAAGUAAAAUUACUGUUCCAACUGCA